CACGUCAUGUUACGAGUGGUCGCCGAUCGGCGGCCAUGUUGCUGCGGAUAAACCCGCGCGAGUUUUGCGCCGCGGUCUCCCCGCGGGCGGCAGUCGCAGGGCGAUGACCUCGGCGACGAGCGCGCGGGCGCCUCUCCCGCAGUAAGAUGGCCGCCGUGAGUGCGCGACGGCGGAGACCGCGAGCCCCGCGUGAGUUGGAGUCGCGAUCCGGGUCCCCGGGUGCCCGGAUGAUGCUGGAAGAGCUGCGCGGGAUCAUGAACAAGGGGUGGCUGGAGCUCGAGAGCGACCCGGGUCUCUUCACACUUCUGGUGGAGGACUUUGGGGUGAAUGGAGUACAAGUGGAAGAGAUUUACGACCUGCAGAGCAAAUGCAAUGGGCCCGUGUAUGGGUUCAUAUUCCUCUUCAAGUGGAUCGAGGAGCGCCGCUCACGCAGGAAGGUCUCUCCGCUCCUCGAUGAGGCGUCCGUCAUCCACGACGACAUCGUCAACAAUAUGUUCUUCGCGCACCAGCUGAUCCCCAACUCUUGUGCGACGCACGCACUUCUAAGCGUGCUGCUCAACUGUGAGGACGUGGAGCUGGGCCCUACCCUGAGCCGCAUGAAGGACUUCACUCGUGGAUUCGGCCCCGAGAGCAAGGGCUACGCCAUCGGGAACGCUCCGGCGCUCGCCAAAGCACACAACAGCCACGCCAGGCCAGAGCCGCGCCAUUUGCCCGAGAAGCAGAACGGGCUGAGCGCCGUGCGCACCAUGGAGGCCUUUCACUUCGUCAGCUACGUCCCCAUCAACGGGCGGCUCUUUGAGCUCGAUGGCCUCAAGGCCUACCCCAUCGACCACGGGCCGUGGGGCGAGGAGGAGGAGUGGACGGAUAAGGCCAGGAGAGUCAUCAUGGAGCGCAUCGGCCUGGCCACGGGGGGGGAGCCUUACCAUGACAUCCGCUUCAACCUGAUGGCAGUGGUGCCGGACCGGAGGCAGAUCUAUGAGCAGAAGCUCACCAUGCUCAAGGCGAACCGCAACACCGUGCUGGAGGCCCUGCAGCAGCUGGUGCUGGUUACGCAACCUGAACUCAUCCGGGCACAGAACCCGCUGGACGCCACGGUCAAGGCCACCCUGCACUCGGAGGGCAGCUCGCACGACAGCAAGGCCGGGCUGCCCCCCGAGGGCAGCGUGCAAGAGGCCAGGGCGGCACCGGCGGCGCCAGCGGUGCCAGGAGGCGGCGUGAACGGGGAGCCGUCGCGGCCGGGUCCCUGUAAGGCAGAGGCCGGGGUGAGGGACGACGCACGGCCGGCGGGCGAGAGCGGCGCCAGGGCGACGGCGGAUGGCGCCAGGACCCAUGACCCGAGGAAACUGCGCGCACGGUGGGACCCCGGCCACGUGAGGAGCCGGGCUCGGGAGGGGAGCCCCCUGGACGCUGGCGGCCCCGUGCCCCCCAUGGCACCGCCCCCCGGCAGCCCAGCUGACGGCGGUGGUGGCGGAGCCACCCCUCCGGCGCAGGCGGCCGGCCCUUCCCCCAGCGCCUCCAUCCCCGCCCCGCGCCUCCCUGCAUUCCUGGACAAUCACAACUACGCAAAGUCCCCUCUGCAGGAGGUUGGGGAUCUGGGACGCACCCGCGUGGCCGUUCCACGUGCGGGCGGGCGCCUGGAGGAGGACGGACUCGAGGACAGGCCGCACCUCCGCCGUGGACGGUUCCGCCGGGCCCCGUCGCCACCACUCAAAGAUCCUCCCGCGCCCCUGCUCUACCGAGGGGCCGCAGGCGAGAGCGGGGACACGGACACCGGCCCCGCGCUCGGCUCGCCGGCCCAGGCUCACAGCGGUGCCGCGGAGGCUCCCGGCUCCCCGGCGCCCAGCGACGAGAGCACGGACACGGCGUCGGAGAUCGGCAGCGCCUUCAACUCGCCGCUGCGCUCGCCCGUGCGCUCCCGCAGUGCCACGCGACCCGGCAGCCCCGUGUCGCUGGCGCCCGCGCUGCCACGCGCGCUGCUCAGCGAGGAGGUGUUCGCACGCCUCGACGCGGCCAAGCACGACCGCGCCCUGCACGACAUGGGACACCGCGUCGGUCACGAGCUGCUAGCGCUCGAGCCCGACGGGCGGCUGCGCGUCACGUCCGCCCGCCGGCUCCCGUCGCCCACUGACGGGCCCGGCGCUCCCCCUGCCGCGCCGGCGCUCGACCGGACGGAGCCCCCGGAAGCGGCGGUGGCGGCACCGUCGGGCGGCCGAGUGGCCGCGCGCUCCCCGGGGCAGGAUAGGGGCCCCGGCCUCCCCGCACGGCGCCCGGUCCAGCCCGGGAAAUACUCGCCACAGGAGCUCCUGACGCUACUCAAGGGUGUGGAGGCUGACAUUUCCAACUACGAGGUCUGUCUGAAGGAGGAGGUGGAGAAGAGGAAGAAGUACAAGAUUGACGACCAGCGGAGGACGCACAAUUACGACGAAUUCAUCUGCACCUUCAUCUCUAUGCUCGCCCAGCAAGGCAAGCUGUCCAGCCUGGUUGAGCAGAACAUCUCGGUGCGGCGCCGUCAGGGCGUGAGCAUCGGGCGGCUCCACAAGCAGAGGAAGCCCGACCGCCGGCGCCGCUCUCGCCCCAACCGCACUCGCAAGUAGCGAGAGGCCCGAGGUCGCCCCCCACCCCCCGCACCGCAGCCGCGAAACGCACAACCAAGAACGCCCCGACGCGGGGCGGCUCUACACACCCCCGCCCCCUAUUUACACGCACGCGACCACUCUGGUCUUACACCCAUAGCACGCUCGCCCGCCCACCGGCCCCACCGCUCGCCCUCUCACACCGUCAGCAAGUGCCGUUUGUGGCGCUGCUGAUCCGCGUGCAGCCGCGCACCCUCCAGUUAGGUCCUGCGGUUCGGCCCUGCUCUUACGCCCUGCCGUGAGCCACCACGCUCAGCUCCUGCAGUCCUCGGCCCCCACGCUGCAGGAGCUGUCAGCGGUUGCGGUGGGAGGGAGGGAUGUUUUUAAAAGUGUGAAGUGUCUGCGCCCGGCAAGCGAAGAUUAAGUUUAUUGAGCAUCUCCGCAUUUUUGUUGAUUGCAGACGUCGCACCAAUUUGGUGUUAAGCAAGGCUGCUUACGCUUUAUUUUUGUUUUGUAUAAUACAUUACAUUGUUCAGCUUUAAUUUGUUAAUGUUGAUGUUAUUAUGCUGAUACGUUAUAAUGUUACAACAGGUAAUAUGCAUCUUGUAAACCAUUCAUAUGUACGCACUAGGAUAGGCAUAACACUCUACAGCACCUCCUGCAUUUCUUGCCUUUACAGAUGGGAUGAAGGUGAGGAGAUGCCACCUGCCCAUCCAAUGAGAACAAACAAAUGAAUUAAUCGAAACACAGACAUGUAAAUUAAACAAAUGCGUAAUUAACUCGCCCAUACUUAACUUUGGCGCUAAAUUAUUAAAUCCGCGAACCUCUCUUUGAGAAUUGGCCAUUCUUAAAGUUCAAAGUUUACGCUUGUCAAACCAAUGCGACCACAUUCAAACCAUUCAUAACUCUUUAUAUGACAAUCCUGGUGGACUGGGUUUAUAACAUCAUUGCAAAUGUGAAAACAACUUUUAUAUCUCCAGUGAUGCAGACCACGCUGUAAUCGGAGCAACAUUAAUCUACAUUCAAAGUAACUGUUGGAAAGUUGCACUGUUUAAUUUCACCUCCCCACUUGUGAUGCGGGCAGCUGCAGGUCACUCGCGCGUGCUGCUCGUACCUCGCACGGACACACCACUCGCUCAUCUCCACUUUCACACUCCUCCUUCCCGUGCUGCCCUUCUGCCAUUCUCCCCAACGAGUUCUCUGAUCACAUCGUCUCCUUCAGAAUAGUCACACGAGUCACAUGAUCUCCAUUAGUACUAGUCACGAGUGUCCCCUUCAUACAAGUCACUAGUUGCUUGGUCCCCUUCAUGUGAGUCACUAGUUACAUGGUCUACUUCAUGAGUCGCUGGUCACAUGGUCUCCAUGAGCACAAGUUACUAGUCACACGGUUGCCAUCACACGAGUUUUUCACAUGGCAGCCCUACAGUGGAUUGGGGUGUAAAUAACACCGAUUUUGAGAUCACAUUUCAUGACUUUUAUUCCAUAACUGUUUAAAGCCUUCAAACUUCAAGCUCCUGUUCAAUACUCGUUUGUAGAACUGCAAAUCGGCCCUCUGCCUCCAUGGCCAGCGUGAGGAUGGUGUGCAGUGCGGUCACAACCUGUAAAUAAAGAACGUCUGAUAUGA
Molecule: messenger RNA, 4197 nt
Organism: Petromyzon marinus (sea lamprey)
Lineage: Eukaryota; Metazoa; Chordata; Hyperoartia; Petromyzontiformes; Petromyzontidae
Source: RefSeq, a predicted model, not a curated record